CAGGAAACCUAUAUAAACCCCUGUACUGUGAGGGUGUUCAGCAGAUUCACAGUGAAUCAAUCCUUUAAAUUUCCAGUACCAGAAGAUCUGUUAUCUCACGGGAAUUGUAAUAAUGCUUAAACUGUGGACGCUCCUUUUUGCCUACGCGCUGACCAUUUGUCAGAUGUACGUCUCACAGGCUGCUCCAUCCAGAACUAGUAAGGAGUCCAUGUCAGAUGGAAUCACACUAUUGAACGAUGAUGCGCAAAGGUUGCUCAGAACCAUCAAGGAGUUCAUGCAGAUGGCUUCAGAUGAGCAACCUAAUCAAACAGCUGAUGACAGCAGCUUGGAUAGACCCUUGUUUAAGCGCUGCACCAGCUUAAGCACUUGUGUCCUGGGCAAACUCUCCCAGGAUAUUCACAAACUACAAACGUACCCUCGCACUGAUGUGGGAUCAGGGACGCCCGGCAAGAAGAGAAGUCUAUCUGAGCAAUAUGAAAACUACAGCAACUCACUAGACUAAAACUCCCAUCUGUCCUUUGUCUGUCUGAGUCAACAUUUGCUUGUAAAUGCAGCUUUCUCCACAUACAAGACUGCCGAUGCAUGUGGAUCCUAUUUACAGUGUGUGAUUAACUCCAUUAACAUCCUCUCUUUAAUCAUCCACUGAGUUUAACCUAGACCUGAAGAAUCAGCUACAAAACUGUUGACAUUCUGUGCAAUAGAAAAAAAAAUAAGAACAGCUAAAACUCAUUUUUGGUAUUUGUGUUUCAAGUAUAUAAAAAAUAAAUAAAAAUCUGCUUUUA
Messenger RNA from Mugil cephalus (flathead mullet), 782 nucleotides. RefSeq names its product calcitonin/calcitonin-related polypeptide, alpha (gene calca). Gene Ontology annotation, molecular function: calcitonin receptor binding; hormone activity. The record is from RefSeq and is a predicted model, not a curated record. Bases 113 to 502 code for a protein of 129 amino acids. Gene Ontology annotation, cellular component: extracellular region. Lineage: Eukaryota; Metazoa; Chordata; Actinopteri; Mugiliformes; Mugilidae. The transcript is spliced from 4 exons.